This is a messenger RNA of Linum tenue, 741 nucleotides long. NCBI's taxonomy places the organism in Eukaryota, Viridiplantae, Streptophyta, Magnoliopsida, Malpighiales, Linaceae. The record is from the annotation of a GenBank genome assembly.
AUGUCAGCGAUCCGCGCCUGUUCUUUCCAGCCAAUCCGAGGGAACCUCAUACCUCUAUAUAAACUGCAUCCGAACUCCUUUCAAUUCCCCGUUCCGAAAAAAACGAUAGCCAAGCGUGGAGAAAGGAAGAGUCAAAUAAAUCGCGUCCGUGCCCGUUCCGUUUCGACGAUCAAAAUGGCGCCGAAGCCGGCAGAGAAGAAGCCAGCGGAGAAGAAGCCCGCGGAGGACAAAUCGCCGACGGCGUCGGCGGAGAAGAGACCGAAGGCGGAGAAGAGAGUGGCGGAGAAAGGCGGGGACAGCAGCAAGAAGAAGAAGAAGGUGAAGAAGAGCAGCGAGACGUACAAGAUCUACAUCUUCAAGGUCCUGAAGCAGGUGCACCCUGACAUCGGGAUCUCCAGCAAGGCGAUGGGGAUCAUGAACAGCUUCAUCAACGACAUCUUCGAGAAGCUGGCGCAGGAAGCCUCCCGCCUCGCCCGGUACAACAAGAAGCCCACCAUCACGUCGAGGGAGAUCCAGACCGCCGUCCGAUUGGUCCUCCCCGGCGAGCUCGCCAAGCACGCCGUUUCCGAGGGCACCAAGGCCGUCACCAAAUUCACCAGCUCUUAAAAACAAAUUACAGAGGAAUUGUUACGCGAUGAUCAUCCGUUUCCCCGAAUUGGGGGUUUUCUUUCUUUUUGUUUUUUCCCAUCUUUAUUUUGGCUCAUGUUUCUGUUACGGUAGAUUACACAUUCUGUUGCAUCU